This is a messenger RNA of Aphanomyces astaci, 805 nucleotides long. Its product is annotated as peptide-methionine (S)-S-oxide reductase. The record is from RefSeq and is a predicted model, not a curated record. Bases 58 to 639 code for a protein of 193 amino acids. Gene Ontology annotation, molecular function: peptide-methionine (S)-S-oxide reductase activity. Lineage: Eukaryota; Oomycota; Saprolegniomycetes; Saprolegniales; Verrucalvaceae. The transcript has a single exon.
CACGGUUUCAAGAUGGCGGCGGUGGCAUUCCGAUGAGCAUUCCGUCCACAAUCUGACAUGACGUCCAACGCAAACACUGACGCGCCUCAGAGCGUUGCCACAUUUGCAGCCGGGUGCUUUUGGAGCGUCGAGCUGCACUUCCAGCGCCUCCCUGGCGUGGUAGACACCAAAGUUGGGUACAUCAAUGGCCACACCGUGAACCCAACCUAUCGCCAAGUGUGUUCCGGGACCACGGGGCAUGCCGAGGCCGUGCAAGUCACGUUUGAUUCCACGGUAAUCUCGUACCAAGACCUGGUAGACAAGUUCUUCUCGAUCCACGACCCUACGACCCUCAACCGACAAAAGAACGACGUGGGAACGCAAUACCGCAGCGGCAUUUACUACCACAACGACGACCAAAAGGAUUGUGCAGUGGCAUCGAAGAGGAAACGGCAGAAAAGGCCAACGCCCCCACAUCAACGGUGGUGGAGGUCUAUCCUGCAUACCGUCUUUGGUUGCAAUGGCGACGUCGUGGUGGUGACCGAAGUCCUGCCAGCGGGGCAAUUUUACAUUGCAGAAGAGUAUCAUCAGCGGUACUUGGAAAAGGGAGGGCAAUGUGCGGCCAAAGGUUCGACAGCGUCGGUGCGGUGUUAUGGUUAACUAUAGCUAAUGACGUAGUACUGUAGCCCAAUAGAACGCUCUCAUUAUUGUGGUGUCGGUGGUAAGCUAGGAAAGCCGAUGAUUUGCUAAACUAUGGACUUCCGUAGUGUGCUCCAAUACACUAUACGUAUUGUACUCGGUCAAAUUUGAACAAAUGAGUUCUCCA